Pelobates cultripes (western spadefoot toad) is the source of this 345-nucleotide messenger RNA. The record is from the annotation of a GenBank genome assembly. NCBI's taxonomy places the organism in Eukaryota, Metazoa, Chordata, Amphibia, Anura, Pelobatidae.
AUGUUCCAAGAAGCACAUUACAUUAACACUCACCCUCAACACAUUUACACCACUGCUUUUGCACACACAAGCCGUUCACACAUAUAUUUAGACACAUCUCAUUCAUUCUCUAUCAGAACCUCAUUACACAUAGCUGCUCUGUACCCCAUGAUCCAUAGGAAGCAAUUCUUCUGCAUCAUGCUGUAUAGUUUGGGAAAUAGCUCCUUGCAUCCAUUGCUUUCACAGUGGACUACUCUGUGCUCUAGCCUUUUUUCUGAAGAUUUAUUAUUUAUAAUAUUAUUUAUAAACUGCAUUUCCAGUUUACAAAUGCAUAUGGGAAUGGUUUUAUGUACGGCUGCAGUCUAG